GAACCUCAAAGUAUAUUCAUUACUAUUUCUAGUUCAGAAAGAACUCCGCAGAAAAUGUAAUCGAUUCAAUCACGAGUAUUAUUUAACCACAUACAACAAUUAUGCCAGAUUAUCCAUCCCCGGAAACUCAGUCACAGCCGGACGCCCAACAAGACGCAUUUUUUGACCAGUCUGAAACAGAGUAUCACCUCACACAAUUAAAUUAUGCCGCUGGUAAUCCCAGUCCCGUCAACGAAGAUGUUACUGGCGUAACUCGAAGACGAACGUUGGGGUCUACAGAGUCGAGAGUAUCUCUAGAAGCACGACAGCCAUCUGAAAAUCACGCGGCAAUGGCAGAGGGCUUACAAGUCGAUGGUGGAGAAGCCCAACCUCCGGAGCUUGGGGAUCUCCCCGUACCUCCACCCUCGACCCACGACGAUGACACGAUAGCCGAACACAGUUGUUAUGUCGAUUCAAAACUUGAAUGGAUUGAGAGUUAUCUUAUUCCUGUAUCGUCCAAAGAAUCAGACUGCUGUCCUAUUUGCCGGGAGAAAUACAACAUAACCUUAGACGAUCCUGCUGUGGAAAACAAAACAAGAUAUUGCAUGGAUUGCGAAAGAUACUUUACUAUGACGCACAAGAUCGACAAAUUUCACAAGGCUUGUGUAAUACCACAAUGCUCGCACGUAUUUGGCAGAUACUGUAUUACUCAGUGGUUGAAGAACAACUCUACCUGCCCCCUGUGUAGGGAAUGGAUAGAAAUAAUGUAAUAGAGAGAUUUUGUCCAUGGAGAUUUUGGGAUAUUUGGAAUAAGUCAGUUUCAUGCAAAGUCGCAGCAUCGAGUCGGCGUUUGGCUGGUGCAUUUGGCUGGUGCAUUUGGUGAUGGCUUGUUCAGCGAUUACACAGGAUAUUAUCGAAGGAUAUUUAGUAAAUAGUGCAGUAAGGCACGUCUAGAUGACAAAGUGAAUGCUACA
Messenger RNA from Botrytis cinerea B05.10, 953 nucleotides. RefSeq lists its product as hypothetical. The record is from RefSeq and is a predicted model, not a curated record. The transcript has a single exon. Lineage: Eukaryota; Fungi; Ascomycota; Leotiomycetes; Helotiales; Sclerotiniaceae. The coding region runs from base 102 to 749 and encodes 215 amino acids.